UUCAAACGGAAUUUGCUUUAGGUGCAUUAAUUGUUGUAUUUACUAACAUUCAACUGAUUUGGAAUCGACAUCGUUUAGUUAAAAUGCGUAAUCAAUUUAGCGACUUCGGGAAAUCUGGCGUUCCAAAAAGAAUUGAAGUUCUCGACAAAAAUAUAAAAACUAUAUUAAAAAUAGGUCGUCACAUAGCACUUUUAUAUGCAUAUUUUAACACAUACUCUAUUUUGCUUGACGAUAAGUGUGCUCAGUUUAAGAAUUCCAAAUAUUGCUUUCUAGCUGAUUAUUACGUUCCUCUGUCGAAACGUUGGUAUAUAAUGUUGAUACUGUUGUUACAAUUAUAUUCCAUGACAAUCACAGUAUAUGUUACGACCGGUACACUAAUAGUUAUGUACUAUUCGUUGGAAUUAUUAAUUGUUCGUAUUGAAAUCCUUAAGGAGGUGAUUGGCAAUAUAACUUUAACAAGGAAUAAAAAACGAAAUUUUAAAAAAUUACAGCCUGUUGUUGUAUAUCAUCAAGAGAUAUUCAGGAUGUUUCAAUUCAUUAGUGAUUUCACAACUAGAUUUCUUGUUUCAACAAAGAUAUAUGGUAUUAUUUCUUUAACUAUGGCUACUACUCACUUUACUCUGAAAAACGAUCUAACCUCUCUUUCCGUUAUCAUAUUGAACUUGUUUGGGUUAUUUCUUUAUCACACAUUUGGACAACGAUUUACUGCUGCGGCAGGAAGUGUGGCUGAUGCUGUUUAUAACAUGAAUUGGUUCGAUGCUGAUGUAUCAACACGAAAAGAUGUUUUGAUUUUGCUUUGCUUAAGUCAAAAGGAGCUGAAAACAGAGCUACCGUUGUUUGGGGAUUUAUCACAUGCAGCGGCAAUGAAUGAAUACAAGAAAUCUUAUGUAUUCUUUAAUUGGGUAUUACAAGUUACUAAGCAAAGAAACAUUUGAAAUAUGCUUUAAGUUUUGAAGUAUAUUUCUUUAAUUGGAUUUUUAAAGUUAAGAAACAAAGAAACG
This is a messenger RNA of Onthophagus taurus, 1001 nucleotides long. Its product is annotated as odorant receptor 85c-like. Lineage: Eukaryota; Metazoa; Arthropoda; Insecta; Coleoptera; Scarabaeidae. Gene Ontology annotation, biological process: detection of chemical stimulus involved in sensory perception of smell; sensory perception of smell. The record is from RefSeq and is a predicted model, not a curated record. Gene Ontology annotation, molecular function: odorant binding; olfactory receptor activity. Gene Ontology annotation, cellular component: plasma membrane.